AUGUCAGAGAGAAAAAUGCAGCUAGAAGACUGGCUGGACGACCUUUGCGUCCGAUUCAUAAUAAAUAUUCCUGCGGCUGAUCUAUCACACGUUCCACGAAUAUGUUUUCAAGUUGAGGAAGCGCAAUGGUACUACGAAGAUUUUAUUCGGCCCCUCGACCCAAGCCUACCAUCGAUGACCCUUCGUAACUUUUGUCUAAAGAUAUUUCUACAUUGCCCUUUACUCUCAAACUUUUCAGAAAGUAUACAUAUGCGAGCUUUUGAGGAGUUUCUUUUAUACAAGACCCGAGUUCCAGUCAGAGGUGUGAUAUUGUUGAAUGCGGACAUGGAUUCGGUUGUUCUUGUUAAAGGUUGGAAGAAGGGUGCAAAUUGGAGUUUUCCGCGGGGGAAGAUAAACAAAGAUGAAGACGACCUUACAUGCGCUAUCCGAGAGGCAUACGAGGAGACUGGUUAUGACCUUGAAGGCUCAGGGCUUGUGGCUAAGGAUCGAAGUCUUGUCAAGGGCAUCGAUGUUACUGGGCAUGGUCAGCAGAUCAGAUUAUAUGUCUUCAGAAAUGUUCCUAUGGAUACCCGCUUCGAAGCACAAACUCGGAAAGAGAUCACCUAUAGGAAGAAAGGCCAGCAACAACAUCAACCCGAGGCUGCUGCCAAUGCCAACAAAUUUUAUAUGGUAGCUCCUUUCCUACCUCCAUUAAAGAAGUGGAUUCUGGACCAGAAGAGAAAGGAUGUGAAGAUAGCAACAGAUAAUCAGCAUUUUGAAGCUACAGGUAAUAUCAGCCACGAUGAGGGUAUCACUGAGGAUGAUCAAGCAAUUGAGCCAAGCAUAAACUAUAAUGCAUCCGCCUCACACGAUGCAGAACGAACUAGGCGAAAUGCUGCUGACCUUGCUCUUUCUGUAAUAAUGCAAGUGCAGCCGCCGAAUCAGGGAUUGCAGCCCAGUGCCAUCAAUCCGACUCAAUCACAAGCUUCGCACAGCUCGGGGCAGCAACUGCUUGCUCUUUUACAUAGCAAACCUCCAGUGGACCAACCACAUUCAACACAACCACCUCCCCAAACACCGCUAGAUCAUACCAUCACACAACCACCUUUUCCCGAAACGCCUCAUCAUCAAGUACCUAACUCUUCACAUAUCUCGAAUCAACCACCACCUACUUUUCCACUACAACAGCACCAAGGCCAACACCCAAUGCAGACUUAUCCUUACCAGCAGCCUGAUUUCCAAGUCCGUCACGAUCAAAGGUCUAUUCCCAAUAUGCAAUAUCGUCAUCAAGUACCGUUGCAAAUGCCACACCAAAUGCCACGACAUAUACCGCAACAUAUACCGCAACAAAUACCGCAACAGAUUCCACAACAGCGAGAACGUCAUCCAUAUCAACCUCCUCUAAUUCACCCCCAACCACUACCUCCCAACGCCCAGAAAGUAUUGUUUACGGGAGGCCCAGUACAUUCCACAAUGGUUCCACAGCAUGUUCAGCAACAACCUUCGCAUUCCAAUUUUACGACCUCCGGCUCAAUGCAUCCCCCUCAAUUUCCUAAUGUACAUGCCACCAUGGUUCCACCUCAACCAAAGGAACCACCUGCUGCACUCACUGGCCAUUCAUUGUUACUUCUUAACACUUUCAAGACUCGCGAUCAAACAAAUGGAAAUGUCACUUCCAGUGGCAUGUCUUCCCAAGUACCAGCUCAAUCAGAUGUAAGCCCUGCGAUACGUGAAGCUCAAGAGCUUCCGGGAGAAAGUUCUCGGCCUAUAUCUGUUACCGCUCCUGCUAAGUCAAAGUACAUACCAGCUCUCAAUGCAGGUAUUCCAAGUACCGGCAGUAACAAUCAAACGGCUCGCCCACCUAUCAGUGAGCAUCAACGAUCCAUGUUACUGGGUAUGUUCAAAAGCCCUGCAGCUCAAACUGCAACUUUAGCUGCAGCACCAGUCGCUGUGGCCUUGCCAACAUCCAGAUCACCUUCUGCGGUAGAGUUGAGCGCAGUAGAUCUUGCUUCCCCACCUCCUAUCCCACAGCAAGAGGGCACCAAUGCAAAUGCCGACGUCGGCAAAGCUAGCUACGGGAAUCCAGAAAUUAAUCCAGAAUCAAAUCUUCCAUUCCGGGCUACAUCAAUUCUCGCUCGCCCAGCGAAUGGGCAGAAAGACACCAAGUCACAUGGUAGUUUGUCGAAGAAGCCAAUCACAGGACCAGAGAUGCACAAUAGUAGCAAGCCUACCUUUAAGACUUCGCCAGAGAAACUAUUUCAGCCCCAGAUUCUCAAAAGACCACAAGCGAAUACAAUUAAGGCUUCUCCGCUUCUUGCGCCUUCCACUAUUGCUGCUUAUUCCCCAAACCUUGCCCCCGCUAAUGUUGCCGGUCCCUCGACGUCUCCGCUAUCCUUUACUUCUCAGGCUCUUCAGUCAACCGAACAAAAGCAUGCUCUUUUGUCACUGUUUGGAAAGUCACCCAUAGCGGCGUCCAGUCCAGUGGCUAGAACACCAUCGCAUGAUGGGCCUUCUUCUAAUACUUUGAUAGAUGCAACGAGCAGUGUUGCAUCCAGAUCUAGAGUUGAAAGUUUGGCAUCAGGAAAUGGUGAGGGUUCGUCACGACGUGGGAGUCAGACGCCAAUAUCCUCAGCCGACAAGGGAUUCUUAUUGAACUACUUGGAUGCUGUUGCUAGUAGGGGUUAUUGA
This is a messenger RNA of Sclerotinia sclerotiorum 1980 UF-70, 2667 nucleotides long. RefSeq lists its product as hypothetical. NCBI's taxonomy places the organism in Eukaryota, Fungi, Ascomycota, Leotiomycetes, Helotiales, Sclerotiniaceae. Gene Ontology annotation, biological process: deadenylation-dependent decapping of nuclear-transcribed mRNA; nuclear-transcribed mRNA catabolic process, nonsense-mediated decay. The record is from RefSeq and is a predicted model, not a curated record. Gene Ontology annotation, molecular function: RNA binding; 5'-(N(7)-methylguanosine 5'-triphospho)-[mRNA] hydrolase activity; manganese ion binding. The transcript has 3 exons. Gene Ontology annotation, cellular component: P-body; cytoplasm. The coding region runs from base 1 to 2667 and encodes 888 amino acids.